This is a messenger RNA of Zasmidium cellare ATCC 36951, 1176 nucleotides long. RefSeq lists its product as uncharacterized. Gene Ontology annotation, molecular function: UDP-glucose transmembrane transporter activity; UDP-galactose transmembrane transporter activity. Lineage: Eukaryota; Fungi; Ascomycota; Dothideomycetes; Mycosphaerellales; Mycosphaerellaceae. Gene Ontology annotation, cellular component: endoplasmic reticulum membrane; Golgi membrane. The record is from RefSeq and is a predicted model, not a curated record. Gene Ontology annotation, biological process: UDP-galactose transmembrane transport. Bases 1 to 1176 code for a protein of 391 amino acids. The transcript is spliced from 3 exons.
AUGAGCACACAGAAUGGCGACGUUCGCCACCGCCAACCGAACGGCAAAGUGUCAAAUCUGGCUAACGGAGCCACAAUUGCCGGGAAGAACGACAUCGCUCACACCACAGACGAAGACGCCAAGAAUGCAGCCAACACAAUGAAUCUGCUCAUAUGUGUAGGGGGCAUAUAUGCAUCAUUUCUCACAUGGGGUGUACUUCAAGAACGAAUCACCACAACCAACUAUGGCACCGAAUCGCAACGCGAAGUGUUCAAAUAUCCAGUGGUCAUGAACACUGUUCAAUCGGCCUUCGCAGCUCUGCUUGGCUACCUCUAUGUGUUGGCUACCAGGAAGACGUCCUCGGAUCUACCCAUAUUCCCUUCACGGAAGAUUGUCUGGCCAUUGAGUCUAGUCGCCAUCACCUCCUCGUUGUCUUCACCAUUUGGGUAUGCGAGCUUGCAAUAUGUCGAUUACAUUACCUUCAUUCUGGCCAAGUCUUGCAAGCUCGUCCCGGUCAUGCUUUUGCACGUUACCCUUUACCGCAAGCGGUACCCAUUCUACAAGUAUGCUGUGGUUGCACUGGUGACAGCUGGCGUGGCGAUCUUCACCCUUCAGUCCUCGAGCGGAUCGAAGAAGAAAGGAGCCAGCAGCAACAGUGUAUACGGUCUGGUGCUACUCGGCAUCAACUUGAUGUUCGAUGGCCUUACGAAUUCGACACAAGACAACAUUUACGGCAGCUUCCGGCCAUACACGGGACAGCAGAUGAUGUGCGCUUUGAAUGUCAUGUCGACGUUUCUCACCACGGCUUACCUACUUGUUUCGCCAUAUCUGGUGCAGAGUGGAGUUGGAGCCAUGUUCGGCAUUGAUGCAAAGGGAGCAGGCGAGCUUCAGGACGCUCUGGCCUUUAUCCAGCGUCAUCCAUCAGUCGGUUUGGACAUUGUCGGAUUUGCCGCUUGUGGUGCUUUGGGGCAGGUCUUUAUCUUCAUGACUCUUUCCAUCUUCGGCAGCCUCUUGCUAGUCACCGUGACAGUCACGCGGAAGAUGCUGACCAUGAUCCUUUCGGUGGUAUGGUUCGGCCACACACUCAGUGGCAUGCAGUGGCUCGGAGUCGGUCUUGUGUUUGGAGGCAUCGGAAUGGAGGCAGAGCUAUCGAAACGAGAGAAACAGCGAAAGCUGAAGGAGAAAAAGUCUGGUUGA